AUGACACUAACACCAGAAACUAAACCAUCAUCAUCAGCAUCAUGUGCUACAGAUGCACCAAUAAAACCAGAUGUAGAUGUUGGUAUUGAUGAAGAAGAUGUCGAUGACAUUGCUCCGAACCCACCACCACCACAACAACCUAACCAACCUCACCAGCCUCCACAACCUCAUCAACCUCCACAACCUAACCAUCCUCCACAAUCAGGACCUCUUCAUCCAGGACUUCCAUUAUUACCUCCUUUGCCACAACCAAAAACCGCGGCAAAAGGCAAGAAAUUAGUCACCAUCAAAAGAGAAACACCAAUUCUCACCGCAUUAAUAGAUCGUCAAUUCCAAGAGGCCGAAUCAUUAAUCACCAACAAAGAAAAUGCACAUUUAAUUAACUAUGCUGAAUCUGGUUAUGGUUAUACUGCAUUAAUCUUGGCUAAUGAAAUACAAAAUGAUGAUAUAUCAUUUAGAUUAUCAAAAUUACUUAUUGAAAAUGGAGCAGUUAUUAGAGUGAUGAAUCAUAGAGGAUUUACACCAUUUAGUCAAGCUUGUUCAAAUGGAAACUUUAAAUCUGCUCAACAUUUGGCCUCGAUUGAUCCAACACUCAUCACUGAAAUCAUUCCAGUUCCAUCGAUUAUUAUUGCGGCAGAGUCAGGCCACUUGCAUAUUGUCCAGUGGCUAGUACAACAUGGUGCCUUUCCAGGUGCCCAACUAACCACUGAAGCUGUCGCCAACAAGGGUUUGAUGGCAAUUCAUCAAGCCUCUGUCAUGGGUAGAAUACAUGUGGUCAGAUUUUUAGUUGAACAAUGCGGAAUCUAUAUCGACGAACAAUCCAAUACUUGUGGAAACACACCUCUCUAUCUAGCCAUGGAACAAAAUCAAUUAGAAGUGGCAGAGUACCUCUUGUGGAAAGGUGCCAAUCCGAAUAUCACUCGAAGAGAUGGUAUUUUCGGGUUGUUUAUGGCAGCUCAAAAAGGACACACUGAUAUGGUCAAAUUAGUACUAAGAUACAAUGCCAACCCCAAUCAACAAACACUCGAUGGUCAUACAGCAAUGGACAUCGCCAAAAAAUUCCAUCACAAAGAUAUCAUUAAAUUAUUAACACCUGUAUCUGUUUCUUCAGAUUGUUCUAUUAUUUCAUAA
Messenger RNA from Cavenderia fasciculata, 1131 nucleotides. RefSeq lists its product as uncharacterized. The transcript has 3 exons. The record is from RefSeq and is a predicted model, not a curated record. Gene Ontology annotation, molecular function: protein binding. NCBI's taxonomy places the organism in Eukaryota, Evosea, Eumycetozoa, Acytosteliales, Cavenderiaceae. Bases 1 to 1131 code for a protein of 376 amino acids.